Molecule: messenger RNA, 2251 nt
Organism: Coffea eugenioides
Lineage: Eukaryota; Viridiplantae; Streptophyta; Magnoliopsida; Gentianales; Rubiaceae
Product: protein NTM1-like 9
Exons: 8
Coding region: 328-2100 (590 amino acids)
Biological process (GO): regulation of DNA-templated transcription
Molecular function (GO): DNA binding
Source: RefSeq, a predicted model, not a curated record
GGCAAAAAUGCAAUUGGCCCAAAUAAUGCUCGCCAUAGAAGAUGAAGUUUAAGAAGCUAGCGACGGUAAUAGUGGCUUACUGCUCCUCAGUUGUUGCAAGUGUCUGGUGGGAGCAGUAGUCCACUCCCUAAAGAGCGUUUUCGGACUACGGACCAGUGAGGGAGCAGCUGAGCGAGUCCACAAACACCCAAACACAACACAUAAAAAAGAGUAAAGUAGGGGAGAGGAGUAGAUUGAAUUGAUAGAUAAUUUUCACAUUAAGAGUGGGAGGGAAUUGGCAUUAAUACAGGUAAUCAGAGAGCGUUCGUUCGUUGUGUUUUCUGAAUUAUGGGUGUUGUGUCGACGGAAUCUUUACCGCUUGGGUUUAGAUUUAGACCCACCGACGAGGAGCUCAUCAACCAUUACCUGAGGCUCAAAAUCAACGGCCGCCAUGACGAGGUUCAGGUCAUCCCCGAAGUUGACGUCUGCAAGUGGGAGCCCUGGGAUUUGCCUCAGCUUUCAGUCAUAAAGACAGAUGAUCCAGAAUGGUUCUUCUUUUGUCCACGCGAUAGGAAGUAUCCAAAUGGGCAUCGCUCCAACAGGGCCACUGAUGCUGGUUACUGGAAAGCAACUGGCAAGGACCGUACCAUUAAGUCUCACAGAUCGUCUCCCUCUAGUAACUCCAGCACCCACUUAAUUGGCAUGAAGAAGACUCUUGUUUUUCACAGGGGUCGUGCUCCUAAGGGUGAGCGUACCAAUUGGAUCAUGCAUGAAUAUCGUGCCACUGAACCGGAUCUUGACGGAACUGCCUCUGGCCAGGCUGCCUAUGUCCUCUGUCGGUUAUUUCAUAAGCCUGAUGAGAAGGCUGACAGUUCUAAAUAUGAUGAAGUUGAACCAAGUGGUUCUUCCCCAAACACAGUCAAGUCAUCACCCGAUGAUGCAUCAUCAGAUCUGUUUCAAGAACGAUUAAUCCUUGAUAUGCAGGUUCGCAAGCAACCAGCAGGUAUUGAGAGGUGGCUGACAGAUAAAUCAGAUGAUGUGACCUCUAAUAGUCUUCUGCAUGUUGAAAGCUGCACGUCAGAUGUUGAAGAUCACUUAAUAGAAGCAGCCAUUACAGAGGUAUAUCCAACUACUGGAGGACAUCCAAUGUGUCAUGAAUCCAGAGAUGGUCUCGAUUGCAAGGUCUUCUCCCCAUUAGUGUCUCAGAAUCACACAGAGAUAGGAUGUCCUGAUUCACCUUUUGCUGAUGACUUUGGCUGCAAUCAGAAGGGGAUGCACUUUCAGGAUGGCACCUCGGAACAGGAUGUUUCUCUGACAGAACUAUUGGAUGUCCUUCAGAAUUAUGAUGCAUAUCCUUGUAAGGAGUCAACAAGUGAGAAGUUUCUAUAUGUUGGUAGCAGAAGCAUGUUACCUGACCAGCUACAUGAAGGGCCGGCUGGAAACUGCAAUCCCAGGGAUUGGGGUGCAUUUGGGAAGGCAGGCGAAGAUAUGGUCAUAGAACAGACUCGAACAUGUCCAAGAUCCUUCCAGUCUCAAGCACCAAUUCGUGAUGCAGACUCCAGACUGAGUAACGAUGGUGCAUCUCAUGAUCAUUAUGCCGAUCCUGUCAGUCUUGGUGGCGAUCAUCAGGAAGGAACUGGAAUCAAGAUUCAUAGACGUCAGGCAAGCAAUCGACCAGGUUGUGAAAACCUGGCCAAACAAGGCACAGCAGCAAGGAGAUUCCGCCUACAGGUGGAUUCUGCUCCAAUCCCUAUUCAUGAUGGGAAAUACAGCAGGGCCAAGAGCUUUAGCAAUGAAGAACAAGACGAACGCUCGGUUACAACUGAGGAUGACGAGUAUUCCGAAUCUUCAUGCACAUCUAAUGAGCCAGAGGGGGGAAGCAGUAGCAGUGAGAGUGGAACAAGUGCGCGAAAAUUCAAAGCUGGACUUGCGUUGACAAAUAAAGAAGCUGAUGAGAAAGACAAAGUGAAAUGGAAGAAAUUUCUUCUGAGGCCACCGGGUGAUAGCAGCGGAACCGGUUCUUUGACAGUUUAUGGCGUGAGCAUGUAUCUUGUGAUGGUCCUGUUUAUAUUGUUUGUUUUCCUAUGGAAAUGCCCUAAUUUCUUUGCAUUGCACAUCUGAAAUUGUUCAUGUACAUCCAGUAGGCAUUAUGUUUUUUCCUUUUUAGAAAUAAUUUCUGGAGGCUGGUUGCUGAGCCAUUUAGAUUGGGUUGUAAUUUGUAAGGUCUGCACCUUUAUAUAAUUAUAAACAUGUAGCUUCAUUUUGUGUUGUA